Messenger RNA from Megalops cyprinoides (Indo-Pacific tarpon), 1889 nucleotides. Its product is annotated as C-X-C chemokine receptor type 3-like. The coding region runs from base 301 to 1446 and encodes 381 amino acids. Lineage: Eukaryota; Metazoa; Chordata; Actinopteri; Elopiformes; Megalopidae. Gene Ontology annotation, molecular function: C-X-C chemokine receptor activity. The record is from RefSeq and is a predicted model, not a curated record. The transcript is spliced from 4 exons. Gene Ontology annotation, biological process: chemotaxis; immune response; regulation of leukocyte migration. Gene Ontology annotation, cellular component: membrane.
UAAAAUGGAGACAGCGAGAGAUACGUAGUGAGAAAAGGUUAGUGUAAGCAAACUCAUCUCUGUCUGCUUUAAAGUGCUUCACUUUUGGAUACUGUUACUUUUAUGGACUGCUGUUAGGCUCCCUAUGCUGUGAGAAACAAGCCAAGCCCUCUCUCGGGAGUGUGCUGCUGCAACAGCUGUUGCGUGCGUUGACCUCUCAGCAAGCUACUGAAACAGCCGAGAUCAUCUGACCACCAGCAAGGAGGACGCAAAUGAGUUUUCUCCCUCUGCGCCCAGCCUCUUCCUCUAUAUACUAGGCCCAUGGAGGUGGAUUUGGAUGGCCUGUUCGUGCACAACACUACGUUUGAUUAUGAAAACUACGAAACCCCUGAGGACGAAUGCACAGCCAGCAACCACUUGCAGUUUGAGGCCGUGCUCAUCCCGAUUCUGUACUCGCUGGCGCUGGUUCUGGGCCUGCUGGGGAAUGGGCUGGUGCUGGGGGUUCUGUGCCGGCUACAGCGGAGCUGGAGUGUGACCGACACCUUCAUCCUGCACCUGACGGUGGCUGACACCCUGCUGCUUCUCACUCUGCCCUUCUGGGCCGUAGGGGCUGCCCAGGGCUGGAGCUUCGGCGGACCGUCCUGCAAGCUGAUCGGAGCCAUCUUCAAGAUAAACUUCUAUUGCGGGAUCUUCCUGCUUGGCUGCAUCAGUCUGGACCGCUACCUGUCCAUUGUCCACGCUAUGCAGAUAUACUCUUGUCGCAAGCCCUGGGCGGUGCAGGCUAGCUGUCUGUGCGUGUGGAUCUUCUGCCUCCUGCUCUCCAUCCCUGACUGGGUCUUCCUGGAGCCCGUAGCGGAACCAAGAAGAGGAGGGAAAGCAGUGUGCACUCACAACUACCUGAAGUUCAACACCAGUGCUAAGGACUGGCGCAUGGCCUCCCGCCUCCUCUACCACGUCGUGGGAUUCGUCCUCCCCUCCCUGGUCAUGGUCUUCUGCUACUCCUGCAUCCUGCUGCGUCUGAACAGGGGCUCCCAGGGGCCGCAGAAGCUGAAGGCCAUCAGGGUGAUCCUGGCGCUGGUGGUGGUCUUCUUCGUCAGCUGGACGCCGUUCAACAUCACCCUGAUCGCGGACACGCUCCGCUCAAAGGGAGAUUUCAGCGGCGCGUGCAAGAGCAGGGCGGCCCUGGACGUGGCUCUGGUGGUCACCACCGCCCUGGCCUGCGUGCACGCCUGCCUGAACCCCGUGCUGUACUCUUGCCUUUGCUCCAACUUCAGACACCACCUGCUGGACAUGUUGGGAUGGCGCUCUCGGGCACGUGCCGACCACGAGCUGUCCCUGUGGGACCAGCCGGAGGACUCUGUGCUCCAACACUCGGAGGAAAUGGGCCAGUUGAAUCCCCCGAAAAGCACUGAACAGACUCAGCUUAGUCUGACUGAGCAGAAAAGCAGCAAUGGUAUUUCCUCCUGACUUUUAUUCUACUUACAGCAUAUCUGCACUUUAACAGACUUAUUAUGGGUCAGGAUGUAGCAGUUCUAAUAAGUGAGAGUUUUUGUGUUUGCAAAUAUCACUCCUACCAAUUCGCAUUAGUUACAGCCAAUCCGUUUUAAUUUCCUCAAUUUUGUAUUUGUUAUCCUCUCUGUGAUAAAGAGGAUCAUUAUUAUUCUGCAUUAUGAUAAUAAGCUAUUCCACUCUCUACCAUAACUUUGUGUGGUACCCCUGAUCCUCCUGUAAUUAUAUAUAAAAUGGUUGUUUCCACAGCACGGUUGUUCAAAGAACACAUGGGUUUAAGCUCUCUGUAAAUCUGUUUCUCAGGCCCUCCUUUUUAUAUACGGUAUAUAUAUAAUUCCCAUUCCUACUGUUAUUUUAGGCACUUUUUAUAUAACUAUUUAUAGGAAAUAGGAAUAUGAAGA